Messenger RNA from Strongylus vulgaris, 543 nucleotides. The record is from the annotation of a GenBank genome assembly. NCBI's taxonomy places the organism in Eukaryota, Metazoa, Nematoda, Chromadorea, Rhabditida, Strongylidae.
AUGAACGGUCGUGAGCCUGCACUACUGAAUGGUUAUGUGAGAAGUUGUCCCAGAGAAGGAUCAACGGGUGGUUGCUCAAGUGGACAUACUUGCCAAAAGGCUACCAAUGGGCUGCUAGUCUGUUGCAGCAACUCCUACUCCAGAAGUGAAAUAAAAUCUGCUAAUUCAGAUAUUUGUCCGGAAAACAGACAACCAGUGCUAACUCCCGGUACAAACGAACUCGUCUAUUGCGAUCAGACCGCUUACAUCUGUGCUGAUGAAAAAGCUUGCCUGCCAAAAAUCAAAAGCGAUCGUUAUGUGUGCUGCUCAGAUAUUCCUAAAUGUCCUGAAGGAAAUGCGGAAGUUGGAUUUGGAGAAGUGUUAAGAAAAUGUACGAACUCCCUGGAAUGCAGUCCGGGCAAUGUAUGUAAGCCAUCUAACGUUGACGGUGUUCACCUGUGUUGCUCAGCGGGAGCAAUUCCAGCAGGAGAGAUCCUCACCUCUACUGCUAUGACUGAAAUAGCAAGGGUUGAUGGCACUGAAUGGGUAGUCAUUGAAGGCUAA